Molecule: messenger RNA, 1794 nt
Organism: Oncorhynchus tshawytscha (Chinook salmon)
Lineage: Eukaryota; Metazoa; Chordata; Actinopteri; Salmoniformes; Salmonidae
Product: ribonucleoside-diphosphate reductase subunit M2
Exons: 10
Coding region: 185-1342 (385 amino acids)
Biological process (GO): deoxyribonucleotide biosynthetic process
Cellular component (GO): cytosol
Molecular function (GO): ribonucleoside-diphosphate reductase activity, thioredoxin disulfide as acceptor
Source: RefSeq, a predicted model, not a curated record
AAUCGACCGCCAGAAAUGCAAUAAAUACGGGGAACUCGAGUCGUUUGCGUUUGAUUGUGGCGUUGAUCUAGGCAAUGGAAUUGUGCUGUUGAUAGUUGUGAAUAUAUAUAUAUAUUUUUUCAAUUUUACUGACGUUUAACUUAUCCUCAUUGUUUCUGUUGUGUAACUCGUGUGUCUUUUAAAAAUGUUUGCAACUCGUUCACCACUCGUCAAGAAAGAUGAAAACGCUAUCACCACUCAAAUGGACAACAUUUCACUCGUUGACAAGGAAAACACGCCUCCCAGCCUGAACAUGACCCGGAUUCUGGCCUCGAAAACCGCGCGCAAAAUCUUUGCAGAUUCUGAGCCUAAAGAUGUAAAGAAAUUCAAUGCUGAAGAAGAGCCACUCCUGAAGGAAAAUCCACGCCGGUUUGUCAUUUUCCCUAUCAAGUAUCAUGACAUCUGGCAGAUGUAUAAGAAGGCAGAAGCUUCUUUCUGGACUGCAGAGGAGGUUGAUCUGUCCAAAGAUACACAACACUGGGAGUCUCUGAAGGAAGAGGAGAGAUACUUCAUCUCUCACAUACUGGCUUUCUUCGCUGCUAGUGAUGGCAUUGUCAACGAGAACCUGGUGGAGCGCUUUACACAGGAAGUCCAGGUGACAGAAGCAAGAUGCUUCUAUGGUUUCCAGAUCGCCAUGGAGAACAUCCACUCUGAGAUGUACAGCCUGCUCAUUGACACCUACAUCAAAGACCCCAAAGAGAGGGACUACCUCUUCAAUGCCAUUGAAACCCUCCCUUGUGUGAAGAGGAAGGCGGAUUGGGCCCUGAACUGGAUCGGCAACAAAAGUGCCAGAUUUGGUGAGCGUGUGGUUGCCUUUGCAGCUGUUGAGGGGAUAUUUUUUUCUGGCUCCUUUGCUGCCAUUUUCUGGCUAAAGAAGAGGGGGCUCAUGCCUGGCCUAACCUUCUCCAAUGAGCUCAUCAGCAGAGACGAGGGCCUGCACUGUGACUUCGCCUGCCUCAUGUUCAAGCACCUGGUGAAUAAGCCCUCAAAGGAGACUGUCACUAAUCUGAUCAGGAAUGCAGUGGAGAUUGAGCAGGAGUUCCUGACAAAAGCCCUGCCUGUAAAGCUGAUUGGUAUGAACUGUGACUUGAUGACUCAGUACAUUGAGUUUGUCGCUGACAGGCUGAUGCUGGAACUGGGCUUUGACAAGAUCUACAGAGUGGAGAAUCCAUUUGACUUCAUGGAGAACAUUUCACUGGAGGGCAAGACUAACUUCUUUGAGAAGCGGGUAGGGGAGUACCAGAGGAUGGGUGUGAUGUCUGGCACCACAGACAAUGCCUUCCGGCUGGAUGCUGACUUCUAAAGCUCUGCUAAGCUCUUGAGACAUUGACACUUUCAACACUUGAAGAGGACAUGGGCCUAGCUACAUGUUACUGGACCACCUCAUUGUAGCUCCUCAUCCAUUCCUAAGAAUGGUUCUCAAAUGGCUCACUAUAUAUUGCAUAGCUUUUGACCAGAGCUCCCAUGGGUCCUGGUUUUGGGAGGCAGACUAAGUCUUAAUUGCUGGGUCCACAGACAUCACCAUGCACAUUACCAUUCUCAACCCACAUCUCUCCAGUGUCUGGUUUUAUGAUGUGUUUGUAUAGUAGCUUUUUUAAUUGUUUUUAUCUAGGUUUCUAUUUUGUAAUAAAUGUACAAAUUCAUCAUAUGCAGCGGCUAUUUUUAUAAUAAUUUUAGCCUAGUGUUUUCUUUUUCAAGUUUACAGAUGGUAAUACUGAAGAGUCAACUCUUGGAAUUAAAGUUAAAUUCAGCUGA